CUGCAUCAAAAAGCCCUUCCAGACUACUGUCUAUUUCAACAUCAGUGGUAGCUGACGAAAAACAUAUUUUAAGCUGUGAAAAAGCGCUCCCUCAAAAUCUACUUAUCCUUGAUUAUUCUUUUUCCUAAAGCAAGUAAAUAUUUACAUCCUGAAACACCGUCACUUAAUAACAGCAGCCCCUAUACGUCACCAUUAUUUUCUUCCUUCCCUAGUUUGCCUCCUUCUCCUAACCUACCACCGCCCCAGAAUGGCAACAGUGUUUUCCACAGGUGUUCCCCAACUCCUUGUCUCUCUGUUGCCUCUCCACAACAUUGUUGCUUCUUCCUAAAACUCUUCAGAUUUCAGGCAGGGAAAAACACUCAAAAGACUUUGAAUAAUGGAAAUUCUUGCCUCUUCUUCCCCCCCACCCCCUGAAGCUAUCUGAAGCACCUAAUGUUAUUUGUACUUGGUGACAGGUUUGUGGAUAAAAACACUGACAAUGGCAGACAGCAAUGAGAUGACCAUCAACCUUGUUGUGCUUGGAAAGACUCAGAGUGGCAAAAGUGCUGCUGGGAACAGCCUGCUGGGCAGUGCAGACUUCGAGAGCCGUCUGUGCCCCAGCUCUGUGACCACGCGCUGCAGCCUGGGACGCAGCGCCCGCGUUUCGGGGCUCAUGCGGAGGAACGGCCGCGAGUCAGCGCUGCGCGUCCGAGUGCUGGACACCCCCAGCUACCCUCACAGUGCUCUGAGCAAACAGCAAGUGAGGGACACCGUCAGAGCAGCCCUGGCUCAGCACUUCGGGGAGCAAGGCCUGCACUUGGCCCUCUUGGUCCUCAGGGCUGACCUGCCUCUGUGUCCAGAUGAAAACCGUGACACAGUUCAGCUCAUCCAGGAACUUCUGGGUCCCACGUGGAAGGAUUUCACUGCAGUCCUACUUACUCAUGCCGACAAGGCAGGAGAGGCUGGAUACAGUGAGGAAACAUAUUUGCAGAGCGCCUCAAGUACCCUGUUGUCACUUUUGAGCUCGGUACAGCAUAAAUACAUCUUCCUAGACAACCACAACAGCAUAAUCAGAGAGGAAAGAAAUAUUAUCUUAAGAAAGCUCUUGAAUUUCAUACAAAGAAAUAAUUAUCAAGUACUACUUAAACACAGCAAGGAAUAAAAUUAGCUUUAAGGUGCUCACUUGGCUAUUUUCUACAGUAGGUAGCAUCUAAUAGAAAUAAAACAGUAAAAGCCAUCAACUGAAAAACUCCACAUCCAUACCAAACAUCUUUGAACACACAACUACAAAUCUCUUUAGCCUAUCAAACUACUUGCCUUCCACAGAGGACCUCACACUACUGCAUUCAAAAUCUAGAUUCAGCCACAAAAUCAGAACAAGCUAGUGAUCCAAAAUCGUGCUCCUAAUGUGUGUGUAGUUACAAAUGGGAUUUUGCACUACACCAGACUGUAUAUUCCAGUUUACACAGAAUACAGAUCUGGAAAAAGAAA
Messenger RNA from Melospiza georgiana, 1470 nucleotides. It is a transcript of the gene GIMD1, whose product is annotated as GIMAP family P-loop NTPase domain containing 1. Gene Ontology annotation, molecular function: GTP binding. The transcript is spliced from 2 exons. Bases 479 to 1141 code for a protein of 220 amino acids. Lineage: Eukaryota; Metazoa; Chordata; Aves; Passeriformes; Passerellidae. The record is from RefSeq and is a predicted model, not a curated record.